Messenger RNA from Ilex paraguariensis (yerba mate), 2630 nucleotides. Lineage: Eukaryota; Viridiplantae; Streptophyta; Magnoliopsida; Aquifoliales; Aquifoliaceae. The record is from the annotation of a GenBank genome assembly.
AUGCAUGCAAGACAUCGAAGCCCUGGAAAUGGAACUAGGUCUACUUAUAUGGGACUGGGUGGUGUAGCUGCCACCUCUCGGAUUUCACCUGAAGGCUCAUUUAGAAAUCAUGGGAUAAAUAAUCCCGAUUAUCGUGGCUAUAAUCGGAGUUUUGGGCGUGGCCAGUCAAAGCCCUUUCAACCACCGCGGCCUCCACCACGUAGGGGUGAUAUUUUUGUGGAAGCAGGUCGAUUAGCAACUGAAUAUCUGGUUUCUAAGGGGUUACUGCCGCCUAAUGUACUUUCAGGGAAGUGGCAGAAUGGUAGUUUGAAAGUGGGGGAGUUUCCGGGUUUUAGGGCACAAGAAGCAGAGAAUUUGCUUCUUCCUAUGGAGGGCCGGACAUCAGCUCUUUCUCGUUUGGGGAACGCCGGUUCUGAUGUAGGGUCUGGUAGGAGAAGGUUUCCUGAUGAAUAUAACUCGGCAGGGUUGAGCAGUUAUAUCAGAGGAAGGAAAAGAACAGGAUCUUUCAAGGACUAUGGCUUGGAGUGGAGCCGAGAGCCUGGAAGAAUUGGGUCAUCAUCUGAUAAAGCUAGGGCUUCUCCUGAUGUGGAGGGCAAUGAUGAUGCUUUUUCUGGAUACCUGGAAGAGCAACAAGUUAAUAAUGAUGGUAGCAGUGGGGUGCAGAAGUCUCCACCCGAUGACUUAGCACCAGAAAGUGAUGGUGUGGGAGAUUCAGAGUCUGCUUUAGAAAAAUACCAGUUACCAGAUAAUGUGAGCUCAAAGGGGAGUUCUCCUAGUACUGGGAAAGAUCUCCAGCUCGAGGCCAAUAUGGAGUCCAUUGAGAGGACCGAUGACAUGACAAUGCCGAAUAUGGAUGCCAGAGAAGUGAAGGAUGGCAGUAGUAAUGAUGAAAAGGAGAAACAAAGUGCCAUGGAAAACACACCCAUCCAUCAUUGUGGAGGGGAGGUUGAUAUUCCAAGCAAGAGUGGCAAUGAUUUAUUGCGGCUUUGCAGCUUUGCCAAAGUGCCCACCAGAAUUCGUUCCUCGUUGACAACCAGGGGUUCAAAGCUUGACCCCGUUCCUAUUACCAAAGACGAGAACACCCAUGAGAAUGAACUUCCAAUAGGACCUGGAGCUGCCGUCGAAGAACUUCCUGUCGGUGGCUCCUCAGGUGAUGCUUCGUCAAAUCAAACUCAAAGUUCAGAAGGCAUUGGCUCUGACGCUUUAAAAGCUCCUGCCGUACAGGAAGCUGGGGAAUUGGCUCUUGCAUAUGCUGUGGGCCAGGGAAAAUGCACAAGGUCUAAAUCUUUCCCAGAGAGAACUUUUAUGAAUGAGCUAGAAUCAAAUGUGGGGCCUCCUGGGUUUAUGGAGAGAGGUGAAAAAAGAGUAAUGCACGACGAUGAGAGCCGGGAUGGAACUAAGAAGCUUAGAGAAUGGGCUCCCUCGAUAGAUACUCCAGAUGAUGACUGCUUGCGCCUUUCUAACUCGAUGGAAAAGCAGCAGACUUCAAAAGAGAGAACGAACACACCUGGUGAGGGAGUAAUUUUGGCUGCUGAUCAGACGAGGGUGGACAUUUCUCUCUUUCCUAAAUGUGGCGCAGAGCAGUGCAUUGAGUAUGCAGAAGAGAAGCAACUAAUUCCUGGUUCAUUUAAGACUUUCGACCUCAAUCUUAUGGAAGCUUCUGAUGUGAAUGAGAAUCAGAACUCUGAUACCAUGCUUAUCUUUCCAUCUAUUACGGAAAGUGAAAAAGCAGCGGCACCAGUUGAUAUUGAUUUAUCCAUGAGUAAUAAAGGGGAGAUAUCAGACAAAUAUGGUAGACAUGGAGCCAAUGGUAAAGAAAUUGAGGUGAUUGACUUGGAAAAUGAUUCCAUACAAGAAGACAAGGCCUUUAACGAUUCAGAGAGAAAGGAUGAAACUGUAUAUACAGGCCUUGAGAGCUUUCCCACCCAUGCACAUAAUUCCAAUGAUAUGCCUGACGUUCAGGAUGGUUACGGACUUAUGAUAUCAGAGUUGCUUGGAAAUGAUAUCCCUAGUUGUUCUUCUGUAUCAGCAGACAUUAAUUUUUUGCACAAUGACAUGGGCCUUGACAAUGGAGAGGGUAUUCUUGGUGAUGAUGAUUCAAUAUAUAUGUCCCUCGGUGAAAUACCAUCAAGUAUGCCUGAACUUUAAUUUAUUCGCACUAUUGUAUUCUUUAAAUAUACAGUUUCUACUUGAUUGGCCCAAGGCUGUCUUUGGAUGACAUGCUUAUAUGCCUAUUAACACUAUAAAGAUAGUGCUAUAGGAUUUGUCAUGAAUUGUUGCUGAACAGGUGUUAUGUAUAAGCCCUUGUUGGAAACUCAUGCCUAUAAAUACAUGUAAAUUAAAUGCAAAUUGAAAUAUGAGUAGUAUUUGGUAUCACAAUUUAGGUAUCUGUAUCUUUGAUAAAUUGCAUUAUUAUAGAAUCCCAGAACUUGGUUUGGACCACACAGUAUUGUAAAAAGCACGACUAGGCCCAAGGCGCAUUCAGGCCCACUGUCAGCGCUUCAGGAGGUCCCAGGUGGGGCGCCUUCUCCGAAGCGUAGUUGAAGCACAAAAAGCACGCAACUGGUGCUUUAGCAAUGGGCAAAAAGCAAGGACUUUUUUUGUAGGGGGUAUUUUUUGCGAACUAUUUU